CUUACGUAAUUAGGAAUGAAACUCGUCAGAUUCUUGAUGAAGCUCUCAAACGAGACAGUGACCAUUGAGCUCAAGAAUGGCACUAUCAUUGUUGGAACAAUUACGGGAGUCGAUGUGGCGAUGAACACGCAUUUAAAGGCUGUCAAGAUGACUAUCAAAGGAAGAAACCCUGUUUCCCUAGAUUCGAUGAGUGUGCGUGGAAGCAAUAUUCGAUAUGUGAUUUUGCCUGAUAGCAUCAACUUGGAUGCCUACUUGGUUGACGAUUCUCCAAAGAAUAACCCUGCUCGUGUAAAGACUACCGGAAGAGGUCGUGGAAGAGGUCGUGGAAGAGGUCGAUAAUGAAUUUUAAAUCUGCUUUAAGUUGUUUUGUA
Messenger RNA from Blastocystis hominis, 371 nucleotides. RefSeq lists its product as hypothetical. Lineage: Eukaryota; Bigyra; Opalinata; Blastocystidae. The transcript has 4 exons. Gene Ontology annotation, cellular component: U2 snRNP; pICln-Sm protein complex; U4 snRNP. Gene Ontology annotation, molecular function: RNA binding. The record is from RefSeq and is a predicted model, not a curated record. The coding region runs from base 37 to 339 and encodes 100 amino acids. Gene Ontology annotation, biological process: spliceosomal snRNP assembly; RNA processing.